ACCUUUCACCCUUCUAUUGAAGAAAUCCCAUCAUCCUCAGCGGAUGUCUGCUUCAUCCUACUUCUUACAAAACGCUGACUUUUCAUCUCAGGCCUAAAGAAUUUCCUGUUUUGAAGAGCUCCAAGCGCCGUUGUGCAAAAUCAUCAGUAUCUCAGGACAAUGACUCAGUAGUGGCUUGAAGCUGACCAGCUUGGGUCACGGUGUGUCCACAGUGUGUCCACGGUGUGAUCUGCUCUCCUCCACAAGGGCAGCGCAGUCUCACUGUGGAGCGGCUUCCUGCUUUCCGCACCACGCAGUGUGCCUUUAAAAGGCUGAACUCGCCGGUCUACGGUCUCUGAGCACUGGAUUGUUUUCCCACUCGGCUCAGCUGUGUGUGUACCUUCCAGCAGUGACAUGGCAUAGAGGCGGUGUGUGAGGAACAGCAGCAGCAGCAUCCUGCACCAUGGAGCCUCUCCGACGCGCCGCGCUGGAGACCAUGAUGCCCGUUUGGAUUUUACUGAACACGGUGUCAGGGAUGAAGGCGGUGGACGACGCAAUGGAAGAACUUGCCACCGAGAAGGAGGCUGAGGAAAGUCACCGACAGGACAGCGUUAAUUUGCUGACAUUCAUUCUGCUGCUGACCUUAACCAUUCUUACUAUAUGGCUCUUCAAGCACAGACGCGUCCGCUUUCUGCACGAAACUGGACUGGCAAUGAUAUAUGGUUUGCUGGUAGGUGUGAUUCUGCGUUACGGCAUCCCUGCUACCAGUUACCAUAACCAGACGCCACCAAGCUGCUCGCUAAAAGAAGGGCCUACCACCACCUUGCUGCUUAAUGUCAGUGGAAAGUUCUUUGAGUACACUCUUAAAGGGGAGAUCAACUUAAAGGAGAUUCACAAUGUGGAGCAGAAUGACAUGCUGCGCAAGGUGACAUUUGACCCAGAAGUAUUCUUCAACAUAUUGCUGCCUCCGAUUAUUUUUCAUGCUGGCUACAGUCUAAAGAAGAGACACUUCUUCAGGAAUCUGGGCUCCAUCAUAACAUAUGCUUUUCUUGGCACUGCCAUCUCUUGUUUUGUUAUCGGGAACCUGAUGUACGGUGUGGUCAAACUGAUGCAAGUAGUUGGGCAGCUGACGGACAAGUUCUACUACACUGACUGCCUUUUCUUUGGUGCUAUUAUUUCUGCCACGGACCCAGUAACUGUGCUGGCCAUCUUUAAUGAGCUCCAUGCAGAUGGGGAUCUGUAUGCUCUGCUGUUUGGAGAGAGCGUUAUGAACGAUGCAGUCGCCAUCGUGCUUUCCUCGUCUAUUGUGGCCUACCAGCCCAGUGGAGCAAACACUCACAUGUUUGACGCCUCUGCCUUUUUUAAGUCAGUGGGUGUUUUCCUCGGUAUCUUCAGUGGUUCUUUUGUGAUGGGUGCAGCUACAGGAGUUGUCACCGCCCUCGUGACCAAGUUCACUAAGCUGCACUGUUUCCCUCUGCUGGAGACGGCCCUCUUCUUCCUCAUGUCCUGGAGCACCUUCCUCCUCGCAGAGGCCUGUGGGUUUACAGGUGUUGUGGCCGUGCUGUUCUGCGGCAUCACACAGGCUCACUACACUUACAACAACCUCUCUGAAGAGUCCACCAAACGCACCAAACAGCUCUUUGAGGUCCUCCAUUUCCUGGCUGAGAAUUUCAUCUUCUCCUACAUGGGUUUGGCUCUGUUCACCUUCCAGAAUCACAUUUUCAGUCCAAUCUUUAUCAUAGGAGCUUUUCUCUCCAUAUUCAUCGGAAGAGCCUUCAACAUUUAUCCGCUCUCCUUUCUUCUCAACCUCGGCCGAAGGCACAAAAUCAAGGGGAACUUUCAACACAUGAUGAUGUUUGCAGGUUUGCGAGGGGCGAUGGCGUUUGCUUUAGCCAUCCGGGAUACAGCCACGUACGCCCGGCAGAUGAUGUUCACCACGACACUGCUCAUCGUCUUCUUCACCGUCUGGGUGUUUGGAGGUGGGACAACACCCAUGCUGUCGUGGCUUCACAUUAGGGUUGGUGUGGAUCCAGAUCAAGACCUGCAGCCCUCUGGAGACAGCUUCCAGGUCUUGCAGGGGGAUGGCUCUCAGGAUGAAGGACAAAGUAAAACCAAACAGGAGAGUGCCUGGCUUUUCAGACUGUGGUACACUUUUGACCACAAUUACCUGAAGCCCAUCCUGACACACAGCGGCCCACCCCUCACCUCCACUCUGCCCAGCUACUGUGGACCUCUGGCGAGCUGCCUGACCAGCCCCCAGGCAUACGAGAAUCAUGAGCAGCUGAGGGACCCUGACUCUGACCUCAUUCGUAACGAUGGCGACCUGACCUUCAUGUUUGGCGACACUGCCAUCACAGCCAACGGAGCGUCUGGCGGUGGGGCAGAUGCAGCCGGCGGCUCGGGCUGGAGUGUGAAUGGAAAACGGAGCGGCAGCACCUCAGAGGAAGCACUGGAGCGUGAGCUGGACUCCCGGGAACAGGAGCUGCUGAGCCGUGGCACACGCCUGGUUUUCCCCAUCGAGGAUCACAUUUGACCCUCCCCUUCCUCCCCGCCUUCACCGUCGCCUCCCUGACCUAACCCGAGUUUACCUCGCCCUCAGCUCUCCACAUCCUGCAGGAAGAGGGUCCAGUCCUUUGGAGAUUAAACAAAGUGGAGAUAUGGGAGUAGACAAAAGGGAAGGGUUCAGAACUGCUCUGAACUCCAUGCUCAGGAGUACAGCUCACGGAGCAUUUCAUCGUCAUCACAGAGCUGGAGUUUCUGCUUCAGGAGGCAUAUCCUGUAGCGAGCCAGGAGACAAACUCUUCAUGGAUUUAGACAGUGAUUCAGUUUCACUGAUUAUUUUUGUUUGUUUCCUCUGCAUAAAUGAGAGGGAAACAUUUAUGCAGGAUGUGUGGAGAUUCUGUUCUUCCGGUGAAAUUCUGUUUGCACUUUUGAGUAUGUGGCCCAUUGUGAGUUCAUUUCUAAGGGAGAAAAAGAAGAGGAAUGAUAUAUUUCCUGGCAGCAGUCUGUUUCAUGAUGUGAUUCUGUCUAAGCAGUACAUCGGUGAGGCCAAAACACAUUUUUAGUACUUUAUAGAUGAACAGGUCAUUUCUUGGUCAUUUUUUACAAAUGCACUGAGUUGCUUUUGUUUCUGAGAAACCAGUGUUGUGUGUAAGUUUCACACAAAAAGCAUCUGUGUGGAAUACAGAAAAGGCUUUACCAUCACAGUCAUGGGUGAAAGUAACGGGUUAAAAAUGCAAGCAUGUAAAUAGCUACAGAGCAGAGCUUUGUUCCUUCUGCGUCAAAGUGUUCCACUGAAUGCAGUAGAUCCCAUGACUAUUACAAAUAGUAUCUGUGUAUCUUGUCUUUGAGCUCGUCCAGAUCUUUUUCUCUGUACUAGGCUGGUUUUCAUAUAGCAUGAAUGAAUAAGGAAUGAACCAUUUUCAUGGUAAUUAUUUUGGGUCUCAUUGGGCAGUGCUAAAAUAAACUAACUAAAAUAUGCCAUGAGAUAUACGCUUUCAAAAGGAGAACAAGGGAAUAUUCAUAAUCAUCAGCACUAAAAAUGUUUUAAUCAUUCAUUUAAGUGGGAGUGCAAUGUAAAGAAUUAAAAAUUCUUUCAGCUUUUACCCAACAGGUCAAAUUUAGAUGAAUGGUAACACUAACACACCAGUUUUUGACAUUUUCCCUGUAUUAUGUGUAUAUUCGCAAAGGCAAAUUAUGUAAACUUCUCAAGAAUAAAAAGGAAAAUUAUGUAUAAGCUCAUACAAUAAUUAUCCGUAAUCAUCACUUAUGACCCAUCAGAAGUUUGUGAUUGACUAUUUACCUUCAGAGACCCUGCCCUCUGUUUUUUUUCUCCUAUUCUUCUGCUGUGUUUGGGUCAUAUCUGUGUACCUCCAGUCAAUAACAGAAGGGAAAGGAGUGCAGACAGUUCUUAAUCAAAAAGUAACAGCUCUGGCAAUGUCUUUGCUCUCCAGCUGCAUUCACUCAGAAUCUUCCCAUAUGGUUGUGCAAAGGUGUGGGUGUGUUCAAAUCUGAAAACGUUUUAUUUCUCUGUCUAAUGGCUUUGUUGUUGCUAAAACAGCUCACCAUCUCCAUUCACUGGUUAGCUUUGACAAUUUUUACAUAUUAUGCCUUUAAAUCAUGCCUUGUACCACUAAGAAUUCAAUGCACAUGCUGUUACAGUGCAAAAAAAGAGAAAAACCUUUGAGCAAAUCUUCAGAUUUUUCCGUAACUUCGAUUUCCUGUGAUAUAAAUUAACAUAAAUUCCUAAGUUAUGGCUUCCUGGAGCCUUAUAUCUGCCAGCAUACACCCAGGUGGACUGACUGAGGUCAACUGGAUUGACUAUCUCAUUGUCCAGCUACAACAACACUUCACUUGUACAUUCAGCAGUCACUGCACAUACAUAAUGGGCCCAAAGAAACUUCCCUAAGCUUUGAUUACAAGUAACCUGAACACCUUUUUUUUCUGAUUGUCCUCUGAUAGGAAAUGGGAACAUAUUUUCUUCUCUUAACAAGGAAUCAUCUGCAGUUAAGACCUCUGUUUUGGUAUCACAUUGAGGCUUGUUGUCUCAACACUGUGUGCAGCAGGUGUGUGACAUCAGAUAAAUUAUAAGGCGUGUGAUGUCAUCUCACCUGUAGCCCAGUUCAUACCAGUUACUUCUGAGCAAUGGAAAGAACAUACUGGUUUGAGGCUCAGCUCCAACAUGCAAAUCUUUUUGAUAAGACACUUUGAAAUUCAGUCACCACACUGGCUGACAUUUUCUGUAACAAAACACUGAACCCUGUUGUUUUCCUGCAUGCGAUUUGCAUUAGUACAGGUCAACUACAGAAAUGUAUUCUUCACACUCGAGUGAUGUUUGCUGAUGUUCCCACAACAUUUUCUUUUUAUUUAAAGUGGCCUAAUGCAAAGAAUAAUAAUAACAAGAGCACUAUUUGCAUAUAUUUUCUUCUGACAUUUUACUGCUAUCCCAAAGUAAAUAGGACAGUAGUUGUACUGAUCCAGCACAAAUAGAUGUACCCAGACUCUUUGGGCUCAUGGAGCAGCUGGCUGAACCAACUCACUCUGGGACUUUAUCUGUGGUUUCCCUUUUCAACAUGUUUUGUUUCCCCCUUUACCAUGUCUAGACAUCUGAACCAGCCCCUCUUUCUAAUUCACCACAUAACACGUGUCGCCUUUGUUUUCUCUUUUGACUGUGCCCACUGGCUCCUGCAUUUAUGUAUUUAUGAGUACAUAAGGGCACGUGUGAAAAGCCGCAAUAGUGUAUGUUGAAUCUGGGGACUUUGCCGCUGGAGGAAGAGCCCAGCUCAAGUUUUAUGGCUCGCUGGGGACCUCCAAGAGGAAAUGAAUCUACUUAUGCAAGAUGCUGCCAAGCUGUAUGGACCAUUGGUCAUCGAAACUCAAGCUGGAAUGAGAAGUAAUGAAACUAGGGCUCUGCAUUUCAGUUAUCACUUGUUCACUAUUUUGUUUCAACAAACCAUUACUUUACAACUUGUUCUGAUGCUUAUUGUCUUUGUUAUGCUUGCACCGCCUCUUCUGUGAUUAGGCUACAAAGCUUCAUGAUCCACCCUCAGUACAGUAUAAUCUACAGCACAGAUUAUAGUGUCUUUGAUUUGUGCAAAACAAAACUGUGAUUAUUGCUCAUGUUUGUUGACUUUCCUACAAUUCCUGCUGUAUUAACAAAAAAAAA
Sphaeramia orbicularis (orbiculate cardinalfish) is the source of this 5644-nucleotide messenger RNA. It is a transcript of the gene slc9a7, whose product is annotated as solute carrier family 9 member 7. The record is from RefSeq and is a predicted model, not a curated record. The coding region runs from base 443 to 2512 and encodes 689 amino acids. Lineage: Eukaryota; Metazoa; Chordata; Actinopteri; Kurtiformes; Apogonidae. Gene Ontology annotation, cellular component: recycling endosome; plasma membrane. Gene Ontology annotation, molecular function: sodium:proton antiporter activity; potassium:proton antiporter activity. The transcript has 16 exons. Gene Ontology annotation, biological process: sodium ion import across plasma membrane; regulation of intracellular pH; potassium ion transmembrane transport.